Messenger RNA from Ilex paraguariensis (yerba mate), 1920 nucleotides. The record is from the annotation of a GenBank genome assembly. NCBI's taxonomy places the organism in Eukaryota, Viridiplantae, Streptophyta, Magnoliopsida, Aquifoliales, Aquifoliaceae.
CGAUUUAUUUUAAAAAAUUCAAUUCCCCACCGCUCACCAUAAGCAUACUUCUCCCCCCCCCCCUCUCUCUCUCUCUCUCUCUCACACACACACCAAGUUCACACAUAUAUAUGUAUAGGAAUCAACGAACGAGUACGCUCAUUGGCUCCGUUCUUAUUUUAUAGACGCCUUCUUACAUCAAACGAGCACAAGGCAGCUCACAGGCAGGAGGGAGUUGUGAAUAAUGGGAAGUUUGAAGGCGAUUCUGAAGCAUCCGGAUGAUUUCUAUCCGAUGUUGAAGCUGAAGAUGGCCGCACGGCACGCGGAGAAGCAAAUCCCACCGGAGCCACACUGGGCGUUCUGUUAUACCAUGCUCCACAAGGUUUCUCGCAGUUUCGCUCUCGUCAUUCAACAACUCGGCACCGAACUCCGCAACGCCGUGUGCAUUUUCUAUUUGGUUCUUCGAGCCCUUGACACUGUUGAGGAUGAUACGAGCAUACCCACUGAGGUUAAAGUACCUAUUCUGAUUGCUUUUCAUCGGCACAUAUAUGACCGCAACUGGCAUUUUUCAUGUGGUACAAAGGACUACAAAGUUCUCAUGGACCAGUUUCAUGAUGUUUCCACAGCUUUUCUGGAACUUGGCCGCAGUUAUCAGGAGGCAAUAGAGGACAUUACCAUGAGAAUGGGUGCAGGAAUGGCAAAAUUUAUAUGCAAGGAGGUAGAAACAAUUGAUGACUAUGAUGAAUAUUGUCACUAUGUGGCAGGACUUGUUGGAUUAGGGCUGUCAAAGCUUUUCCAUGCAUCUGGGAAAGAAACUUUAGCAUCAGAUUCAAUCUCAAAUUCAAUGGGUUUAUUUCUUCAGAAAACAAACAUUAUCCGAGAUUACCUGGAGGACAUAAAUGAGAUACCAAAAUCACGCAUGUUUUGGCCUCGCCAGAUAUGGAGUAAAUAUGUCAACAAACUUGAGGACUUAAAAUAUGAGGAAAACUCAGUCAAAGCAGUGCAGUGUCUGAAUGACAUGGUCACAAAUGCUUUAAUCCAUGUUGAGGAAUGCCUGACAUACAUGUACAACUUACGAGAUCCUGCUAAUUUCCGAUUUUGUGCUAUUCCACAGAUCAUGGCAAUUGGAACCUUAGCUUUAUGCUACAACAACGUUGAAGUUUUCAGAGGGGUGGUAAAAAUGAGACGUGGUCUUACUGCCAAAGUUAUUGACCGAACAAAAACAAUGUCAGACGUGUAUGGUGCUUUCUUUGAUUUUUCUUGUAUGCUGAAGUCCAAGGUUGAUAAGAACGAUCCCAGCGCCACAAAAACAUUAAGCAGGAUAGAAGCAAUUCAGAAAACUUGCAGGGAAUCUGGAACCCUAAGCAAAAGGGGGUCUUACAUAAUCACAAGCGAGCCAAGAUACAAUUCAGCUCUGAUUGUUCUAAUCUUCAUUGUCCUGGCAAUCCUUCUUGCGUAUAUUUCUGCAAACCGAUCAAAUAAUAUAUGAUUUGCUGCUGUGAGAACCUAUGGUUAUUCAUGACUAGCUGUAUGUAUAAUGGUCAUCCUCAACUGUUUAUGAAUAUUAUUACAUAAAUAUUUUAUUAAGUAUUCUGUAUCUUGCAAGUCUAUGUAAAAACUCUUUAUCUGUAGUUUGACAACUCAAUAAAAGAGUGAAAUGAGCCAACAUUUCGACUCUUUAUUUCCACAUUAUAAACCUUCAAAGAGAGCUCUCUUUCUGGUCAAGGUAACCCAGUUGAUGUAAUUGAGAUGGGAAAAAUGUAUGUUGUUUGUAUUUUAUUCUCUUUGACUCUAUUUUGUUUCAUACAAUUCGAAGAAACUAGAUGAUUUUGAAGACCAGUCAACAUUAUUGCAAUUUUUCCUAUUUCCAGAUCAUAUAUUCCCAUGGUCCCAGCAGGUGCUAAGCUUAUAUAUGUUUACUCAGAUUUUCUUUUAGCGUUG